GAACUGGAAUACUUUUGCUCCGCCUACUUCGGCAUUCAUCUAUGCGUCCGGUACCAGCUGAAAAAAAGAGUUGCGAAAACCCUCAUCCUCCGUCCUUCUUGGUUUCCAGAGUGUUAGCCGGCGUGGGUGGUUCGUUCGCUGCGAUCCGCCGCUACUAGGGGUCCAACUUGUCCUCUCUUGGUCCUGUCUUCUCCGUCCUGUUUUGCCGUCGUCCUCUUCGCGUCGCAUCGCCAGAACCUCUUCUCCCUUUUGGUCUGUUGUUUAUCUGGUUUGAGGAAGCCUGUGGUUCUUCUCCCAAUCCCGUGCCUUAAGUCGUCUGUUGGUUCUUAUGGGCGAAGCAAGUGAAAAUACCUCUAAAGAAACUGCACGUGAACAUGAAGUUACAGAAGACCAGACUUUCGAAGAACUAGGAUUGGAUGCACGCCUAGUUCAUGCCUUACUCAAAAAGGGAGUGGAGAAACUCACUCCAAUUCAACAGGUGGCCAUUCCACUCAUAUUGGAAGGUAAGGAUGUGGUUGCUCGGGCAAAGACAGGUUCUGGCAAGACAUUUGCAUACCUUCUUCCAUUGCUUCAAAAAUUGUUUACUAAUAAUGUUCAAAGAAAGAAGCUAUCACCCAAUGCAUUCAUUCUUGUGCCAACUCGAGAACUAUGUCAACAGGUAUACGCAGAGGUUUCCUCCCUUAUAGAAUUAUGCAGAGUUCAGUUGAAAGCUGUGCAAUUGACAAGCAAUAUGAAGGCUUCUGAUCUGCGGGCAGCAAUGACUGGACCACCUGAUGUAUUGAUUUCCACUCCUGCUUGCAUUGCUAAAUGCUUGUCCACUGACAUACUUAAAUCAACAUCCAUUAACAGUUCCCUUGAAACUCUAGUUCUUGAUGAGGCAGAUCUUCUGUUGUCAUACGGCUAUGAAAAUGAUAUAAAAGCCUUUUCAGCUCAUGUGCCUAGAAGUUGCCAAUGUCUUCUAAUGUCCGCAACAUCAAGUGCUGAUGUUGACAAGCUAAAGAAGUUGAUUCUGCACAAUCCCUUUAUUUUGACUUUGCCUGAACUAGGAAAUCAGAAGGAUGAGAUUAUCCCUAAAAAUGUUCAACAAUUUUGGAUCUCAUGCCCUACCAGUGAUAAGUUGCUUCACAUCCUUGCCUUGUUGAAGUUGGAGCUGGUCCAAAAGAAAGUUCUAAUAUUUACCAAUAGCAUAGACAUGAGUUUCAGAUUGAAACUAUUCUUGGAAAAGUUUGGGAUCAAGUCUGCUGUUUUAAACGCUGAGUUGCCACAGAAUUCUCGUCUUCAUAUUCUUGAGGAAUUCAAUGCUGGCCUCUUUGAUUAUCUUAUUGCAACUGAUGACAGCCACAUAAAGGAGAAGGAUGAAGCAACUAAGCAAAGUAAUGGUGAGUUGUGGCGGUCCAAAAAACAUGUCAAGCAAAAACUAGAUUCUGAAUUUGGAGUUGUGAGGGGAAUUGACUUUAAAAAUGUGUACACGGUUAUGAACUUAGAAAUGCCUCAAAGUGUUGCAGGAUAUGUCCAUCGAAUAGGACGUACUGGAAGAGCAUACAAUUCAGGCUCUUCUAUAUCUUUGGUUUCUCCUGAUGAGAUGGAAACUUUGGAUGAAAUAAAAUCUUUUGUUGGGGAUGAUGAAAGCAAUGGUUCAAGCACAAUUGCUGAAUUUCCAUUGCUCACUAAGAAUGCUGUGGAAUCUUUACGUUAUCGGGCUGAGGAUGUUGCAAAGAGUGUGACAAAAAUUGCGGUUCGUGAAUCACGAGCCCAGGAUUUGAGGAAUGAAAUUCUCAACUCUGAAAAACUGAAGGCACACUUUGAAUCUAAUCCAAGGGACCUAGAUUUAUUGAAGCAUGACAAAGUUUUGAGCAAAAAUGCCCCGCCGGCACACCUACGUGAUGUGCCAGACUACCUAGUUGACAAAACAACGAAAGAGGCAAGGGAAAUGGUCAAGCUUGCAAGGGAAGCAAUGGGAAAUAAUAAUCGAUCCCGGGGAUCCAGGAGGAAGAAGUUCAGAAAAGGUGGAGACCCUCUCAAGGCUAUAUCUGCCAAGGUAUCAAAAAGACCACACAAAGGAGAUGGACAUAAACGCAGGAAGAAAAAUGAAGUUUGAUUAGCAUGGUUCUUCAACAAAGCCUAUAGCCUCCUGGAUUGCGUUUGGGAGGCUCCACAAUUUUGUACCCAUCAUCUUCAUUGAUUCAAUCAUCUUUUUUUAUGGAAUGAAAUUUGAAAAUGCCAUGUGUGUCUGUAUGUUGCACAAGCACCGCGUUGCUCAGUGCUCUAUGCAGAGAGGCAUGCAAAUGCGAGGCACUUUUUGUGGUACUUGCGGAGCAGGUAAGUGGUGCUUGUUGAGAAUGUGUUGCUUAUUUUUGUAGUUGUUUCUUUUUUCUUUCUUUCUCAAAUAGAGAUUAAAUGUAUUCUGGUUUAACAAGAAGUCUGAUCUCCCGUUAGGUGAUGUCACAUGAUAUUAUUAUGUUCUAUGAACACUUGAGUUAUUCAUCAAUAGAUACCAUCCCAUAACUUCAAA
This is a messenger RNA of Prosopis cineraria, 2512 nucleotides long. RefSeq names its product DEAD-box ATP-dependent RNA helicase 16. Gene Ontology annotation, cellular component: nucleolus. The record is from RefSeq and is a predicted model, not a curated record. Gene Ontology annotation, molecular function: RNA helicase activity; ATP binding; nucleic acid binding. NCBI's taxonomy places the organism in Eukaryota, Viridiplantae, Streptophyta, Magnoliopsida, Fabales, Fabaceae. The transcript has 16 exons. The coding region runs from base 329 to 2098 and encodes 589 amino acids.